Molecule: messenger RNA, 1075 nt
Organism: Lytechinus variegatus (green sea urchin)
Lineage: Eukaryota; Metazoa; Echinodermata; Echinoidea; Temnopleuroida; Toxopneustidae
Gene: xpa
Product: DNA repair protein complementing XP-A cells-like
Exons: 7
Coding region: 106-948 (280 amino acids)
Biological process (GO): base-excision repair; UV-damage excision repair; nucleotide-excision repair, DNA damage recognition
Cellular component (GO): nucleotide-excision repair factor 1 complex
Molecular function (GO): damaged DNA binding
Source: RefSeq, a predicted model, not a curated record
GAAUACCACCACCACGCCACUGGGAGCUGAGGAACGUUAGGCUGCUAAUUAUACGGAAAGAAAGGAAUUGCGGGUGAAACUUGUUAGCAUUGCAUUGUUUCUACAAUGGAGAGAAGUCAAGACGAACCAGUUGAUGGGCCAUCGACCUCAGAUGCUGUCGUUUCCAAGUCCAAGUUAUCUGCAGCUCAGAGAGCUAAGGUAGAGAGGAAUCGACAGAGGGCACUUUUAUUAAAACAAGCUCGACUGUCAGCAAGGCCUUAUCCUGAGGGACGGGGAAGUAAAAGUUCUGGGAAUGCUGAGGUGUUGCUGAAGACUGGACGAGUAGUGGACACUGGAGCAGGGUUCCUACUAGAAGAAGGGGAUGAAGACCCUCUUGACAUUGUUCCUGUGCCUCAGGAACCUGGCCCAGUUCUUGGUGGAGAUCCUCUACGAUGUGACGAAUGUGGGCGUGGCUUCCAAGACUCUUACCUCUUCAAACACUUCGAAUAUACAGUCUGUGAUGAGUGCCGAGACAAUGAAGAAAAGCAUGCCCUCAUCACCAAGACUGAUGCAAGGAAUGAAUUUCUUCUGAAGGAUGCUGACUUUGACAAGAGAGACCCACCUCUCAAGUUCAUCACCAGGAAGAAUCCACACCAUGUCAGAUGGGGAGAAAUGAAGCUCUUCCUCAGACUACAUGUAGAGAAGAGAGCGUUGGAGGUUUGGGGUGAUACUGAAGCAUUGGAAGAAGCAAGGGAACAGAGAGAGAUCAACAGACAGAAACAAAAACAGAAGAAAUUUGACAAGAAAGUUAAAGACCUCAGACGAGCAGUACGGACGAGCAUGUGGACAAAAGACCUUAGUGUUCAUCAGCAUACGUACGGUGAGGAAACAUGUGAUGAUGAGGAGACAGACAUGUACAGCAAGACAUGCUCAGGAUGUGGCCAUGUUGUAAGCUAUGAAAAAAUGUGAACGGGGCACGAUAAAGUUGAUGUUCAACGCAAUAUUGUGCCUUUAUUGAAUUUAUGUUAAAGGUAUUGUUUAACUUUGUGAGCAGCUGAUUUAAAAAAUUCUCAAACCAAGAAGAAACAUGUGUACA